AAUUCGAUAUUAAUGAAAGUUAUGAUCUUUUUAGAGCUUUUCCAAUUAUGUCUCUUACUGAACAUCCUAGUAAACUGAAUCAUGUUGCUGUUUGUGCAUCAUGUAAAACUACUGCAAAGCAUCAUUCUGCUUCAACAUUAGCUCCAAUUCCAGAAGAAUUAAAUUAUCAUUACAAUAGGUUAAUGGCAGAUUUUAUUGUAAAUUCAAGUAAUACAACACUUCCUAUUAAAUUUAGUGAUCCAAAUUUAGAAGCUAUUCUCUUUACUGAUCUUUUCCCAAAUGGUUAUG
This is a messenger RNA of Racocetra fulgida, 288 nucleotides long. Lineage: Eukaryota; Fungi; Glomeromycota; Glomeromycetes; Diversisporales; Gigasporaceae. The record is from the annotation of a GenBank genome assembly.